CUAGCUCUCGAAAACUCGAGCAACAAUGAUGUCAUCGGCGCUAGGAAAGUACAAGCUACUGCUGCAGUAACAAAUAAUCAUGUAGCUAAGUGCUAUUACUGUGGCGUUGCUGCCCCAGCUUGAGGACCAGCACAAUGAGCUCAGCGAUCCCGCGACACCCCGACUCGUUCACACGCAGUUUGGUUAUUUGGUUGCAGGAAAAGUCCCCGUACAGUCUCCCCAUGAACUUCAGAGUACCCCUGUUUCUUUGUUUUGUCAAGAAUGUAAAACAGACUUAAAUUCUAAUGUUAUUCAGUUCUGGAAAUCUGAGGCUGUACCAGAAAUAUAUCCUGAGCACCCCACGUCUGAACAAAAAUAUUGUGAGGAAUAUUUUAAUGAAACGGUUCAACUUGUUGACAAUAAAUUUGAAGUCUCAAUGCCUUUAAAGAUUCCAAUUUACGAUGUAAACAAUACUUUAGGGAAUUCUCUAGUUCUCGCUAUGCGCAGAUUUUUGAAUUUAGAGAAAAGGCUCCAUAAAGAUGAAGCUUUGUUCAAAGAAUAUCAAAGUUUUAUUCAUGAAUACAUAGACCUUGGCCAUGCCAGCUAUGUCGAUAUUUCUAGUUACGAUUUUAACAAAGAUGCGGUAUACUUUAUGCCACAUCACCCUGUCAUACGUGAAAAUGCAGUUAGUACUCGUUUACGUACAGUAUUUGACGGAUCUAUGAAAACAACAAAUAAAAUUUCUCUGAAUGAUAUUAUGUUGAAUGGCCCUGUGGUCCAAAACGAAUUAUUCGACACUCUAUUGUUGUUCAGAUUAAAUAAAUAUUUUUUCGCUUGCGAUAUUAGGCGUAUGUUUAGAAAUGUUUUAAUAGAAAAAAGUCAGAGGUCACUCCAAAAUAUAUUAUGGAGAGAUGACCCCCAUGAAUCCAUAAAAUGUUUACAAUUAAACACUAUUACUUAUGGCUUAAAAAACUCAUCUUUUUUAGCAACAAGGUGCUUAAAUGAGUUAGCUUAUAGAUUUAAAAAUGAAUAUCCUUUGGCUGUCCCAGUAAUUCUAAAUGCAACAUAUGUUGAUGACAUAUUGUAUACUCAUAAUGAUUUAAAUGUAAUAAUAGAAACAAAAAGUCAACUUUCACAAUUGUUAUCUAAAGGUAGUUUCUUCUUGCAUAAAUGGUCAGCCAACGAUUCCAGUAUUUUACAGGAUAUUCCGAAGGAACAGAGGUAUUCUGGAGAAAUUAACAUGCAAAAAGAUGUUAAAACGUUAGGGUUGAAUUUUGACGUCAAUUCAGACACUUUUAAAUUUUCCCCCCCGCCUAAGCAAUCUGUCAAGACCAAAAGAGAAAUCUUAAGUUUUAUCAGUAAAUUUUAUGACCCUCUUGGACUGAUUGGACCAAUCUUUGUGCAAGCCAAACAUAUUAUGCAAAAGCUAUGGCUGUCCAAAACAGACUGGGAUUCUAUUCCUCCGCCAGCAUUAAAUAAUAAAUGGCAAUCACUUUAUAAUGACUUAACUAACAUGUCAAGUAUUCAUAUUGAAAGGAAUACAAUGUGUAAAAGUGAACAUCAAACAUUUCAAUUAAUAGGAUUUUCAGACGCAUCCAAUGUGGCAUAUGGUUGUGCAAUUUAUGUGAGAACUAUUGACAUGCAAGGUAAAGUUCAAAUGUCACUAUUAUGCUCUAAGUCACGCAUAAAUCCCAUUGCACCUAAACAGUUAACCAUCCCACGUUUAGAAUUAAACGCUGCGCUUUUACUUGCCAAGUUAGCUUCAAAAGUAUACAAUACUAUUAGUCAGAAACAGAUAGUAAAUGAAGUUCACCUUUACACAGAUUCACAAGUCGUAUUGGCGUGGUUGAAGACCGAUCCAAUCAAAUUAAAAUCUUAUAUUGCGAAUAGAACAAAAUUAAUUACUGAAUGUACUAAUAACUUUAAUUGGUCCUAUAUACAGACAGAUAAAAAUCCUGCAGAUUGCUUGAGCAGAGGAACAAGUCCCUGCGACUUACCAAAUCACCACUUAUGGUGGUCAGGGCCUAAGGAAAUGUCAGAUUGUAAUUAUAAAUUUAAAAAUUGUACUUACCAAUUACCCGAGGACAUUCCUGAAAUUAAAUGUUCACAGAACGAGGCGGUCUGUGCGGCGGUAUCGCUGAGCUCAAAUGGGUCGUCAUUCCUUGAUAAUUUUAUUCACAAAUAUUCUGAUAUUAACAGAAUGAAACGUGUACUUGCAUAUGUCAUUAGAUUUUGUAAUAAUUCUAAACCUAACUCGGCCAAAAUUAAAGAAAACUUUGUUUCCUUUGCUGAGACUAACAAUGCAUUAUCUCUGCUUAUAAAGCACGAACAGCUCAAGUAUUUUUCUAAAGAUUUAAAUGCUUUGCAAAACAGUAUGCAAGUACAAGCUUCUUUAAGAGGGCUUAACCCGUUUAUAGAUGCUCACGGUCUUCUCCGGGUAGGAGGUAGACUGCAACAUUCUGGUUUGCCAUAUAACCAAAUGCAUCAAAUUAUAUUACCUAGGCAAUCUCUAAUUACUUGUAUGAUAAUUGAAAAUGAACAUAACAAGCUUUUGCACGCAAGUCAAAAAUUAAUUUUGUCUAGUUUAAACCAACGUUAUUGGAUUGUCAAUGCUUUACGCUUAAUUAAGAGUGCAAUAUUUAAAUGUAUUACAGAAUAG
This is a messenger RNA of Pectinophora gossypiella (pink bollworm), 2638 nucleotides long. RefSeq lists its product as uncharacterized. The coding region runs from base 416 to 2638 and encodes 740 amino acids. The transcript has 2 exons. Lineage: Eukaryota; Metazoa; Arthropoda; Insecta; Lepidoptera; Gelechiidae. The record is from RefSeq and is a predicted model, not a curated record.